Messenger RNA from Cynara cardunculus var. scolymus (artichoke), 2987 nucleotides. RefSeq names its product ADP-ribosylation factor GTPase-activating protein AGD3. Gene Ontology annotation, molecular function: GTPase activator activity; protein binding. NCBI's taxonomy places the organism in Eukaryota, Viridiplantae, Streptophyta, Magnoliopsida, Asterales, Asteraceae. Gene Ontology annotation, cellular component: cytoplasm. The coding region runs from base 203 to 2665 and encodes 820 amino acids. The transcript is spliced from 20 exons. The record is from RefSeq and is a predicted model, not a curated record.
CUUUCUCUUUCUCUUUCUCUAGGGAUAUUCUGAGAUCGAACCACAAUGAACCAUCUUUCUUGGGUUUUACAGAAUUUUGGUCAUUAUCUUCCUGGUUCCACACUCCAAACAUCAACCAUCAUCGUCUUUCUAGUGUGAAAAUCAAGAUUGGUUUUUUUUCUUCUUCUACCCACAACCCCUAGCCAUCUCUCAGCCUGCAAUCAUGCAUUUUGCAAAGCUCGAUGACUCUCCGAUGUUCCGUAAGCAGAUGCAGUGUUUAGAGGAAAGUGCUGAAUUGCUGAGGGAGAGAAGCUUAAAGUUCUACAAAGGAUGUAGAAAGUAUACUGAAGGGCUUGGCGAAGGAUAUGAUGGGGACAUUGCUUUCGCCAGUACUCUUGAAACAUUUGGUGGAGGACAUAAUGAUCCUAUUAGUGUUGCUUUUGGAGGUCCUGUUAUGACAAAAUUUACGAUUGCACUACGGGAGAUUGGAACAUACAAGGAAGUUCUUCGUUCUCAGGUUGAGCAUAUACUAAAUGACCGAUUGUUGCAAUUUGUCAAUAUAGAUUUACAUGACGUGAAGGAGGCAAGGAAGCGGUUUGACAAGGCUAGUCUUCUAUAUGAUCAGGCUCGGGAGAAGUUUCUGUCCUUGAAGAAAGGCACCAAAAGUGAUGUAGCUACAGUUCUGGAGGAGGACCUUCAUAAUGCGAGGGCUACUUUUGAGCAAGCUCGGUUCAAUCUGGUUACUGCACUUUCUAAUGUUGAAGCAAAAAAGAGAUUUGAAUUUCUGGAAGCAGUUAGUGGUACGAUGGACGCUCAUCUUCGUUACUUUAAACAGGGAUAUGAGCUUUUGCAUCAGAUGGAGCCAUAUAUAAAUCAGGUGUUGACAUAUGCUCAGCAAUCUCGAGAAAGAUCAAAUUAUGAGCAAGCGGCUCUUAAUGAAAGGAUGCAAGACUAUAAAAGACAGAUUGAUAGAGAAAGCAGGUGGUCUUCAAAUGGUUCCAGCGGAUCCCCAAAUGGAGAUGGCAUCCAAGCCAUCGGUAGAAGUUCACAUAAAAUGAUAGAGGCAGUCAUGCAAUCUGCUUCAAAGGGAAAGGUUCAAACAAUUCGGCAAGGAUAUCUUUCAAAGCGCUCCUCAAACUUGAGGGGUGACUGGAAAAGAAGGUUUUUUGUUCUUGAUAGCCGGGGAAUGCUGUACUACUAUCGGAAACAAAGCAGCAAACCUUCUGGGUCUGGCAGUCAAAUUUCAGCUCAGAGGAAUAGUUCUGAACUUGGUCAUGGGCUGCUGAGUCGUUGGCUUUCUUCUCAUCACCAUGGUGGAGUACAUGACGAGAAAUCUGUUGCUCAUCACACGGUUAACCUGUUGACAUCAACAAUAAAGGUUGAUGCUGACCAAUCGGACCUGAGGUUUUGCUUCAGGAUUAUUUCACCUACAAAAAAUUAUACUUUGCAGGCGGAAAGCACCCUGGAUCAAAUGGAUUGGAUAGAGAAGAUAACAGGAGUUAUUGCUUCAUUGCUAAGUUCUCAGGUCCCUGAGAGGUGUUUGUCUGGUAGUCCUAUGGGCAGUAGCCAUCAUCGAUCUGCCAGUGAUAGUAGUUCAUUUGAAAGUUCUGAUUUCGAUCACACAGCUGUCGAGGAGUAUGCAUCUGAGAGGCCUACCUAUCCAAACCCUGGCCGCCUAUCAAGAAUUUCACAUCAGCUACAAUCUGGUCCAAAACCUGAGAAACCCAUAGACGUGUUGCGUAGAGUUUGUGGAAACGACAAGUGUGCUGACUGUGGAGCCUCUGACCCAGAUUGGGCAUGCUUAAAUCUAGGAGUUCUUGUCUGUAUUGAAUGUUCUGGUGUGCACCGUAACCUUGGUGUGCAUAUAUCAAAGGUACGAUCGUUAACACUUGAUGUUAAAGUGUGGGAGCCCUCUGUCAUUACCUUGUUUCAGUCUCUGGGCAAUGCCUUCGCUAAUUCAGUUUGGGAGGAGUUAUUGCAGUCAAAAGGUGCCUAUAAGACGGAACUUGUUCCAACAGGGUUUUACAAGUCUGAUAAGCCCCAGCUUCUUUACUUCUGCAAACCUAGUCAUUCUGAUUCUAUAGCUGUGAAGGAGAAGUUCAUUCAUGCAAAGUAUGCCUUGAAAAUUUUUGUUCGAAAGCCAAAGGAUCAUAGUUUAGUAAGACAACAUAUAUGGGAGGCUGUUGGUGGUAAUGACAAGAAAGCCGUAUACCGUCUGAUUGUGAACUUUGAAGCAGAUGUGAAUUAUAUUUACGAGCAAGGGUGUUGUAAUUCUUCUCUAACCCUUGCUAAAGCAAUGCUGUUGCAAGAGCAGAGCACAGGGGGUGAUGAUAAUAAUACAGGGAAGUCUUGUUCAAUGGUAGGGGGCACAAGUGAAGGAUCGGAAGAAUAUGGUAUGGAGGGGUGCACCCUUCUUCAUCUUGCUUGUGAAACUGCAGAUGUUGGGAUGAUUGAGCUACUGUUACAGUAUGGUUCCAUUAUAAAUGUUUGUGAUUCAAGAGGUCAGACGCCACUCCAUCGUUGUAUCCUGAGAGGCAAAGCGGCAUGUGCAAAGCUGCUUCUUACAAGAGGGGCUGAUCCACAAGCUGCAAAUGGUGGUGGUAAAACCCCCUUGGAGGUUGCAGUGAAUUCAAAUUUUAGGGAUAAUGAGGUGCUGAGUCUGUUAUCAGUAGACUCGAAUGGGUAACACUUGGUGCUGAAGGUAUAUAUAAUGUGGAAAGAUAUCGCAAGUGUUGUGUAAUUAUGGUGAAGUGAUGACGGCUGCAAACGGGGAUCAAAGAGCAGGCAGAGCAGAGCAGAACAUGCAUAAUAUUAUCUGUGUAAUGUAAUUGUAAGUAGCAUGUGAAUGUUAAGGGUGAAAGAAGAGGUGGUUGGUUUGAGUUAUUUGGUUGUGUUUGUGAGUUGAGAUGUGGUAAUUUGAGUUGGGUUGGGUGGGUUGGAGGGUUUAUGUACAUUGUUUGCAAACUCUAUUGUUACUGUUGGACUGAAAAUGGAGUAAAAUUUUGACU